Molecule: messenger RNA, 1126 nt
Organism: Clupea harengus (Atlantic herring)
Lineage: Eukaryota; Metazoa; Chordata; Actinopteri; Clupeiformes; Clupeidae
Exons: 1
Coding region: 154-828 (224 amino acids)
Source: RefSeq, a predicted model, not a curated record
GGAAAAACUGUCUGCAAGUGUGCUAUACCCUGUCUAUUCAAAAUCUGUUCAGAUUUCUAGACACCCAGUCUGAGACUCCAGUUCAGCCAGCCAUGAGACGAUAUUCCAUUGUAGCACUGUGCCAUCUUAUAAGGUAUUCUCCAGGGUAAAGAAAUGUGUUCUAUUUGUUUUAUUCCAGGGAGUUACUUUGCCAGAGACGCCUCAUAUUCUCACAGAUACACCAGCCAUGAAGGAACUAGGGCCAUGUUUGCUUGCCGUGUUCUAGUAGGUGAACACACUCAAGGGAACCCCAGCCUCUAUCGACCGCCGCCAAAAGAUGCCGUAGACAUGAGUCUGUACGACAGCUGUGUGGACGACGUCUGCAACCCCUCCAUCUUUGUGAUUUUCAAAAAGCUCCAGGUGUACCCGGAGUACCUCGUCCAGUACGAGGAAGAGUUGGGGACGGUGGACGUCAGUGACGCAUCUCUCCCAAGUCGCCCCAGGACCAAAUCACUUUCCUCCUCCUCAAGCAGUGUGCUUUCAUUCCCAAGGCAACCAACCAUUGUGACCUCACCUGCUCGUCGCCGUGGAGACUCCAUGGAGCAGAGGCCAAGGUCCAAUCUCACUAGGGCCUCCAGAGGCUUCGGAUCCCUGAAUUCCCUGAAUAAUUUAUCCCAGAUAAACGCCUCACCUGCAUUCUCAGUCCCACGUCCUCAACCCAGGAUGACUUUAUAUCAUUCCCCAGCCAGAUUAAGGCCCUUCAUAACAAAUCCGCCAAGGCAACGGUUCAUGCAGCCGAUGACUAGGAGCACCUCCAUCUCGGCCCUCAAUCAGCAAUGGAUGUUUUAGAUUUAGGGGUUGUUAAUGUUUAGCAGUGUUUUAUAUGAAUCUCAAACAAAACAUUUUCACAACAUUUUACUUUGCACUUAUUGUUGAAUUGCAAGUGCAAAUGUACUGGAGACAGAACAGAGUUAAGUAAAUAAAAUGUAAUUCUGUAAAGACAAACACUAAAGUAUGACUCAGCCGAUGACUAUGACUACCUCCAUGAGUCCUGGCCCUCAAUCAGUCCUGGUUGUGUAAAUGUUCAGGCCUGUUAAUGUUUACCCUGGUCAGGAGACUCAGCAGGGUGUGUUCCCUGAAUCUGAUC